AUGGCGCCCGAACUGUCAGAACCGAAAAGCAAACUCACUACACGGCGCCUACGGGUGGAAGAAGGGACCAAAUCUCAUCAGAUAUCGGCGCAUGCGCAGAAUGUACUCUACUCUUCAACCCUUCGCUCAAUGCCAUGUAGAUCAUGUGACACAUUCUUUGAGCCUGCUGAGUCAAAGCUUGUGGUUACAGUGCAGUGUAAUGUCCCAGCAAGGGGUGUAGACACCCCUGCUGACCAUAGUGGAGGCCGGCCUGUCAAUAUGGCUGUCGCUGCAGCUGCUGCUGUAAAUAGGCACGGCUCUGCGGGCAGGAUGGAGGGGAUCAGCAGGCAGAGCCGGACGGGUCCAGGGGGAGCGGUGAAGGUCCUGGAAUGUGGCGUCUGUGAAGAUGUGUUCACUCUACAAGGGGACAAAGUUCCACGAUUGUUGCUGUGUGGCCAUACCGUCUGCCACGACUGCUUGACCCGCCUCCCUCUGCACGGGAGAGCGAUACGCUGCCCAUUCGACCGGCAGGUCACUGAACUAGGGGACUCCGGUGUGUGGGGCCUAAAGAAAAACUUUGCUUUAUUGGAACUUCUUGAACGGCUACAGAAUGGGGCUAGUGGUCAGUGCAGUUCUUCAGAGGAGUCUAUAGGAGGCUCUGGAGAGAGUAUAGUCCGCUGUGAUGAAGAUGAAGCCCAUGUAGCUUCAGUAUACUGCACUGUAUGCGCCACUCACCUGUGUGCAGACUGCUCCCUGCACACCCAUUCCACAAAGACCCUGGCUAAACACCGGCGUGUCCCUUUAGCUGACAAACCGUACGAGAAAACCCUGUGCUCCCAACACCAAGUCCACGCCAUUGAGUUUGUGUGCUUAGAAGAUGGCUGCCAGCCCAGCCCACUGAUGUGCUGUGUGUGCAAGGAGUAUGGGAAACACCAAGGACACAAGCAUGAUGUACUCGAGUCAGAAGCCAGCCAGAUUCGUGCCUCCAUCUUAGAUAUGGCGCAUUGUAUACGGAGUUUCACUGAGGAGAUCUCAGAAUAUUCCCGGAAGCUGACGGGCAUCGUUCAACAGAUUGAAGGUGGCGAGCAGAUUGUGGAAGAUGGCAUUGGAAUGGCACACACUGAACAUGUCCCGGGGACAGCAGAAAAUGCCCGCUCUUGUGUCCGAGCCUAUUUUUCUGAUUUACAUGAAACACUCUGCCGUCAGGAGGAAAUGGCACUCAGCGUUGUGGAUGCACAUGUGAGAGAGCAGCUCAUCUGGCUGAGGCAGCAACAAGAAAACAUGACCAUCCUAUUGUCUGAGGUGUCCACUGCUUGUCUGCAUUGUGAGAAGGCUCUGCAGCAGGAUGACUGCAGAGUGGUUCUGGCCAAGCAGGAGAUCACCCGACUAUUAGAGACUCUUCAGAAACAACAGCAGCAGUUUACUGAGCUGGCAGAUCACAUCCAGCUGGAUGCCAGUAUUCCUGUUACAUUUACAAAGGAUAAUAGAGUUCACAUUGGUCCAAAAAUGGAAAUUCGAGUUGUGACUCUGGGACUUGAUGGAGCAGGAAAAACAACAAUUUUAUUUAAGUUAAAGCAAGAUGAAUUCAUGCAACCAAUUCCAACAAUUGGUUUUAAUGUUGAAACUGUUGAAUAUAAAAACUUGAAGUUUACCAUUUGGGAUGUUGGAGGCAAACACAAGCUGAGACCUCUGUGGAAGCAUUAUUAUCUUAAUACUCAAGCUGUCAUAUUUGUAAUAGACAGCAGCCACCGUGACCGUAUCACCGAGGCCCACAGUGAACUUGCAAAGCUGCUUACAGAGAAGGAACUGCGUGAUGCACUGCUAUUAAUAUUUGCCAAUAAACAGGAUGUUGCAGGUGCCCUUUCCGUGGAAGAAAUGACAGAGCUACUGAGCCUUCACAAACUGUGUUGUGGCCGCAGCUGGUAUAUCCAGGGCUGCGAUGCCCGCAGUGGUAUGGGGUUGUAUGAUGGCCUUGACUGGCUCUCCAGGCAGUUGGUAGCAGCUGGGGUGCUGGAUGUCGCCUAAAUAUCAGCAUUUGCCGUCAAGUCCCAAUUGUCUGACUUUCUAAAUGUAUCUGUUACAUAGAGAUUGUUGGGUCAUUUCAGUGGCUAAUGUCACAUGGGCAAUAUGUGUGGCCUGAUAUUUUAGCCUGAGGAGCCUGGUGAAUAUACAUUGCAUUGUGCUGGGCAUAAGAAGCAGGCCAAGGUAAAGGUCCUUGAUACAGCAGCAACAGUACAUGUUAGAAAUGCUGCAGGCAGCUUUUGUUGGGUGUAGCAGUACUUAUGUGACAUGAGCCUGGAAAACCACUUCUUACAUGGGCGGGCAAAUGGAAUGCAUAGGCUUUAAGCUCCUGUAGUUAAAAUAUGCAGGUGAGCAAAUGCACUGUAUGACAUUUGUCUAAGCCUUCACUUUAUCUACCAUAAAUAAGCUUCUGAAAGAGAACCAGUCAGAACUGUUUUUA
Messenger RNA from Nanorana parkeri, 2440 nucleotides. It is a transcript of the gene TRIM23, whose product is annotated as tripartite motif containing 23. The transcript has 12 exons. The record is from RefSeq and is a predicted model, not a curated record. Gene Ontology annotation, biological process: vesicle-mediated transport; intracellular protein transport. Lineage: Eukaryota; Metazoa; Chordata; Amphibia; Anura; Dicroglossidae. Gene Ontology annotation, molecular function: GTP binding; GTPase activity; zinc ion binding. Bases 1 to 2004 code for a protein of 667 amino acids. Gene Ontology annotation, cellular component: plasma membrane; lysosomal membrane; cytoplasm.